Messenger RNA from Bombyx mandarina (wild silkworm), 1788 nucleotides. Its product is annotated as protein I'm not dead yet. Gene Ontology annotation, molecular function: succinate transmembrane transporter activity; citrate transmembrane transporter activity. Gene Ontology annotation, cellular component: plasma membrane. The record is from RefSeq and is a predicted model, not a curated record. Gene Ontology annotation, biological process: succinate transport; citrate transport; transmembrane transport. Lineage: Eukaryota; Metazoa; Arthropoda; Insecta; Lepidoptera; Bombycidae.
AAGGACGCAAAAACUCAACUAAAAUAUUAAAAGUUUGACAACAAAGGCACAUCAGGACACAGGCACGAUUUAAGAGGAACCCACGAGGAGGAGUUAAAAUGCCACCUGAUGACGUGUUAGAGAGUAAGGAGAAAGCCAAGCUGUUUUUUACGGCGCAUUGGAAAGGUUUCGUCUGUUUAAUUGUGCCCAUCAUUCUGAUACCAUUGGUUACACCAUUUCCAGGAGAGAAGCAUCAAUGGUGCGCUUACACAUUAUGUCUUAUGGGUAUUUAUUGGGUGACGGAAUGCAUUCCUUUAGCUAUAACGGCUUUUUUGCCGGUCAUGAUAUUUCCGAUGACAGGCGUCGCAACCACUAAUGAAACGUGCAGAGCGUACAUUAAUGAUUCCAUAAUGAUGUUUCUUGGAAGUAUUAUGUUAGCUUACGCUGUCGAGCAAUGUGGCUUACACAAGCGUUUGGCUUAUUGUGCAAUCAAAGCAAUUGGUUAUUCUCAUUACAAGCUCCUUCUAGCUAUGUGCAUUGUAACUACUUUUGUAUCGCUCUGGAUAUCAAACACUGCUACAACAACUAUGAUGGUGCCAAUAAACUUUGCGAUAUUAAAAGUUUUUGAAGACCAAAAAAUAUUGAAUAUGUUUGAUACAAAUGCUGAAGGUGAAAAAGUAGCAAGCGACCUAACAACGUGCUAUUUUUGUGCUGCUACCUUUUCAGCUACGAUAGGAGGUAUCGGCACUUUGGUGGGCACAGCUACUAAUUUGGUUUUCAAAGGACUAUUUAUGACUGCGUAUCCUACCGCUCCGGAGUAUUUGUCAUUUCCAUUGUUCUCUGCUUUCUCAAUACCAAUGAUGAUACUACUAGAAGCCUCUACUUACUUAUAUUUGACUAUUGUUUACUUCGGCUUCCUAAGGCCAAAUAGUGCUGCGGCUAAGGCUGCUCAAAUUACGGAAAAAGCCAAGGAGGCUGCAAGAAAUGCUAUCGAGGAAGAUUGCAAGAGAAUUGGGACUAUCACGUUUUGGGAAAUCAUGGUUGUGCUAUUAUUUGGAGGUGCCAUGAUAUGUUUCUUCUGUCGAUCUCCGCAAGUGUUUCCCGGAUGGGGUGAUAAGAUUGCAGCACAUUUUGGUGUGGAGAGCAAAUUUGUUCGAGACUCGGCCCUAGCUAUGCUUGUUACAUUCCUUAUGUUUCUACUUCCAUCAACGCUCACUUUCUUUCAAAAUUGGAAAGCAAAAUUUCACGAGGAUCUUCCAAAGUCUCGAGUUUCUUCAGUACUUGAUUGGCCAGAACUAAGGGCUCACAUGCCGUUUAGCUACAUGUUCCUCUUGGGUGGCGGCUUUGCUCUUUCCAUGGCAGCAAAAUCAUCGGGCUUAAACGAGAAAAUUGGAAACUAUCUUCAGGGGCUGAAAGUGCUGCCGAAUUUCAUAAAUUUGCUUUUGAUUAUUAUAGUCGUAGUUUUCGUCACGAACUUUGCAUCUAACGUGGCCGUUUGUAAUGUUUUCGCUCCUAUUGCUAUGCAACUGGCUAAAGAAAUAAACCAGAAUCCAUUGUGGUACGAUAUAGCGGCAGGCUUCGCGGCUUCGUACUGUUUCAUGAUCCCAGUUGGCACACCUGGUAAUUUAAUUGUGCAAAGUGCUGUGAAUAUGCCUAUGCAGAAAAUGAUAAAAGCAGGUUUCGGUCCCACUGUAUCGACGGUCAUCAUAUCUUGGUUGUGCAUUUAUUUCUGGGGUCCUGUUAUUUGGCCGGACUUACAUCAGAUGCCAAAAUGGAUUAAAGAUGCAAAACCUUAACUUGAAACCUUAU